Ichthyophthirius multifiliis is the source of this 1506-nucleotide messenger RNA. Its product is annotated as kinesin-associated protein 3, putative. The record is from RefSeq and is a predicted model, not a curated record. Gene Ontology annotation, molecular function: kinesin binding. Gene Ontology annotation, cellular component: axoneme; ciliary transition zone; kinesin II complex. Lineage: Eukaryota; Ciliophora; Oligohymenophorea; Hymenostomatida. The transcript is spliced from 6 exons. Gene Ontology annotation, biological process: microtubule-based movement; cilium organization.
ACUUUUAAAAUAAUUGAAUAUUAAAUUAGUCCAUUUGACUUUAGUUACGCUGAAUUCAUGGAAUUGGAUAAGAAUAAUAAAAACUAUGAAAAAGAAUUAAAAAAGCUCAAUAUGAUGAUAGCUAGAUAAGAUAAAUUAUUUUAUAUUUCCUUGACUAUUUUAUUGAAUAUGGCAGAGGAUUAUUAAAUCGAAAAAAAGAUGAAAAACAGGAAAAUUGUAACAAUUUUAAUUAGAAUGUUAGAAAGAAACGAUUUCCAUUUAUUAAUAGUAACCCUUUUAUUUUUAAAAAAGCUUUCAAUAAUAAGAGAAAAUAAAAACUAAAUGCUCGAAGACGGUCUUGUGGAAAAGCUUGGAAGAUUCUUUACUUGUUAAAACAAUUUACUUUUAUAAUUAGCCUCAGGUCUAUUAAAAAACAUAGCCUUUGAUAAGAAUGUAAGAGAAUAAAUCGAAAAGGAAAACUAUAUUCCCAAAAUAAUCGAAUUAUUAAAAACUCCGAAUUUUAGGUUUACUUCUCUUGUACUUCUAUAUAUGCUUUCUUUAGACGAUAAAACUAGGAAUACAUUCUCCUAUACUGAAUGUAUUAAUCUAGUCGUAAAACUAAUUAUUCAUUUCCCAGAAUAGAGUGUAGGAAAGGAACUCGUAUCCUUAGCUAUUAAUUUAGCAGCCAAUUAAUAAAAUGCAGAUGUACUUUCCGAAGAAGAAUUAUAAGUAGUUAUUGAUAGAGCUAUUAAAAAUUAAGAUAUUUUGCUUUUUAAAUUUAUUAAGAAUAUAGCAAUAUAUGCCGAAGACGAAGAAGUACAUAAUUGCUUAUAAAAUAAUAUACCUAAGUUUAUAAAAUUGGGUCUAACUAAAAGCAAAAUUGAAGACUUAAAAUAUGAAAUAAUAGGAAUUUUAUCAAAUAUAAAGCAUAUGGGAGAUAAAUGGGUAAACUACUUGAAUAACUCAUUUAUUGAAUUUAUACAUAAUAAUCUAUCUGAUUAAGCUGUAGAAGAUGAUAUUAUUAUAGAAACAAUUUAACUAGCUUAAACUAUUUGUUAUUCGCCUUAAUGUGCUGAAACACUAGCAAAAAAUAAAUUAAUGAUUACUAUUGCCGGAUUGCUUUUAUCAAAAAUAGAUGAUGAAGAAUUUGUUGCUUAAAAUUUAUUUGCUUUAUAUUAAUUUUUGUAACAUAAAAUCGGAAUUUAAUUCAUUAUUGAAUAGGAUGAUAUUAUUUAAUUUUUAUUAAAUAAUAUUAGUGAUAGAAAUCCUGUUAUAUAAAAAGUUAAUGAUGAUGUUUUGGAUAUUAUAAGAGAAUAUUAACCAGAACUAUCUGAAAGAAUAAAAUAAAGAAAAUAUUAUGAAUUUAAUCGAGAAUGGAUAUAAAGUCUUGAUGGAUAUGAUUCAAAUGCUAUAGGAGCUGAUGGAUACGAAUUUGGAAAUGAUAUUAAAGGAUAAAAUUUCGGAUUUAAUGAACAUGAUGAUCAUGAUUUAGAUCCAAAAAUGUGGGAUUCCGAUACAGAAUUAUGA